Messenger RNA from Auanema sp. JU1783, 1170 nucleotides. The record is from the annotation of a GenBank genome assembly. Lineage: Eukaryota; Metazoa; Nematoda; Chromadorea; Rhabditida; Rhabditidae.
AUGUUCCGGCUUUUGCUCUCUUUUACUUGUCUGGCCAUUGUUGUCUGGGCACACAAGCGUCCGUUACCUUCCGUAUCUUUAAAAAGUGAUUCCAACUCUCGUUUGGUUCUGUGGGGAACUCGUCAUGGUGCUCGUAAUCCCGGACGUUUUCACUCUGCUGAACCUUACCAAGUUUGGGGCUUCGAAGGAGAACUAGAAUUAACUUCUAUUGGAAAACGACAAGCCUAUGGCUUGGGUAGAGAACUUCGACGUUUUGUUGGUUAUAAUAGAAUUAAUGUUAACUAUCUUCCAAAAGAAGCUCAUUUCUAUUCGAGUUCUGCUGGACGUUGUCAGGCUACUCUGCAAACAGCAUUAGUCGGUUUUUAUGAUCCAAUUGGAUGGGCUGACUGGCAGACGGAUCAUUUUGAUCAUUGGAGUCCGAUUCCUUAUACAACGAAUGAUCAAUUACUUCGCAUGUAUGCGGUUAAGGAUUGCCCCCGAUCCGCGGAAGUAUGGAAAGAGAUUGAUGAGGAUUCGUUACCUGAGCUUGCCAAUUUGACUGAGAAGUACAAGGAUUUGAUAGCUUACGUUGCUAAACAAACUGGAUGGCAAGCCGACAUCGGAAGUGUUUCAGACAUAGCUGAUAACCUUAUCGCUAUUGAAACUCAUAACGCUCAUUAUCCAUCUUGGAUUGAGAAACCUGGCCUUAAGGGAUAUAAUAAAGAUUCCAUUAUUAAAGCAAUCCAUAAGUUUGCUGAGAAGAGGCAAAUUGCAUGUGCUGAUCAUGAGCCAUGUAGAAACUUGAUGGCUGGACAUUGGGCUCAGCAUAUUGUUGACUCUAUCAAGAAAGCUCAAACUGGUGAAGGUCCUUAUGUCAUCGGAUAUGCUUCUCAUACUGAGGUUACUCUUGCUGUGAUGAAGUUAUUGGGACUCGAAAAAAAAGAUCUUGAAACUUCUGCUGGUUUUGUCAUUGAUUUCAGAACUAAACCAAAUGAUGAGAUGCGUAUACUUCUCCACGAUCCUAACCCAAUUGAUCGUCAUGUAAUCUACAAGGCUCACUAUUCUCAUGAAUUGGCAAAAAUCUCGAAUGGAGAAGGAUGGAUGCCAAUAGAAAAGUACUUUGCCAUCAUUGAAAAAAAUCUGAUAAGUGACGCUGAUGCCGCUUGUGGAAAAACCUGUAGCACUAAUUAA